This is a messenger RNA of Culicoides brevitarsis, 1256 nucleotides long. RefSeq names its product sarcoplasmic calcium-binding protein (gene CBP). Gene Ontology annotation, molecular function: calcium ion binding. NCBI's taxonomy places the organism in Eukaryota, Metazoa, Arthropoda, Insecta, Diptera, Ceratopogonidae. The record is from RefSeq and is a predicted model, not a curated record. Bases 306 to 1127 code for a protein of 273 amino acids. The transcript has 4 exons.
AGUGAUAAGCCACCAGAUGGCGCUGCAGGCACGAUGUCCACAUCCUGUUUGGAGCCACCAAAGCGGAUGUACGGCAAGAAUUGGAACUAAUUUUGAUUUAAAAUAAGAACCAUGAAUACUUUAGCCGUUAAUGUUAAAGUUACUUUAAAGAGAAGAGGUUGAUUAAAAAUACAAUUAAAAAAAAAUAAAUAUUUAAAUUCUAUAAUAAAUAAUAAAUAUUAAAUCAGUAACAACGAAAAACCCAAUCAGUAUUUUCAGAAUUUUUGUAUGCUUAAAAUUCGUGAAUCAGAAAGAUUAAUAGAAAAAUGGCAUCUGGUCUUUUGAGAGUCACAUCACGUUACAUGGGAGUUAUUGAAAGGAGUUCAGGUGCAAUGGUUAAAUCAUCAAGAAUAUGCCAUAAUCCGCAACCAAAUUUAGAACGCAAAUAUGUCAGUACAUUGAGAUUUUCAACAUCAUCACCUCUCAGAAAAGCAACAAAGACGUUCCUCAAGCAAGCACGUGACUACUCAAAUAAACCGGCAGAAACAAAACCAGAACUCAGCAGCGAGUCUGAGGGAGUUGAUGAAAGUGCUCCCCAUGCCAAAAUCGGUGAUAGUGACUUCUGGCGCCGUAAGAUGCGAACUUUACAUGGUCUAUUCGACAUAAAUAAUGACGGAGUUAUUUCGUUCGAUGAUUUUAUGAUCUUGGCAAACAAGUUUGGAGACUUGGGCCAUUUAAAUCCAGAUGAAAUUGAAGAGUUCAAAUUAAUUAUGAAAAGUACAUGGGAGGCACAAUGGGGAGAAAUAACACCUUAUAAUUUGGUAACAGUUGAGCAGUAUCUAACGGAUAUGCAUCAUGUGGUGAACGACAAAUCAUUACAUAGAAAGUGCCACGAGUUUUUGCCAUUUAUCUUUAAAGCAAUCGAUCAUGAUCGUUCUGGUGAAAUUUGUAUCAAUGAAUUUAAGUUGUUUUUUGAAUGUCUGGGCUUAUCGGCCGAAAAUGCUGUAGAUUCCUUUGCCGUUAUUGACAAAAAUGGUGAUGGAAAAUUGUCAAUGGAAGAAUUUAUUAAAUUAGGUCGCGACUUCAUAAUUAAAGAUGACGAAACUUGUCCAUCGAAAAUGUUUUGGGGACCACUAGUUGAGCAAUAAUUUUUUUUUUGUCACAUAACUUAAAAGUAGAUAUUCAUUAACAAUAAUUUUUAAUGUUUUACGUUUACAAAUUUUGUGGUUUAAAUCCUAAAAUGCAAACAAAAAAUCAAAUAUAUUAAUUGAAAAUUA